AUGUCAAAAAAGAGCCAAACUACGAACGGCAAUGGUGCCGCUGGGUACGUUGCGCCCGUAUGGUUCAUCUCCCAUGGUGGCCCACCCACCAUGUUCGACCCGUCGCACCCAGCCUACGCCGAAUGGGAGAAAUUCGGUCAAGAAAUACGCAAGGAACACAAUGAUGGAAAUGGAGGGCUGAAAGGCUUGAUCGCUAUCAGUGCUCAUUGGCAGAGCACCAUCGCCGGUGUUCUCGAAGUGAACACAAAUGAAAGGAACCCGCUCUACUACGAUUUCUUUGGUUUUCCAGACCAUUAUUACACCGUCAAGGUCAAAUCUCACAAUCCAUCCGCUUUUUCGACGCUGGUCCUUUCUGAGCUGAACCACGCUCUUUCAACACAGUCAAAUCCGUCUCUCUCUCUGCACAAAGCGGUUCCCACGAGCAGAGGAUUGGACCACGGUGCUUUUGUUCCUCUCAAAGUCGCUUUCGCUCCAUCGUCCUUGGAGGCGAGCAAUGGUGGAUGGUCCGAACUAAAAUCAGCUAAGGUCGUGUCUGCGCUACCUUCUACUCUUCCAUUGCUGCAGGUCUCACUUCCACCGUCUGACGACCCGGAAGCGUCCCUCCGACUCGGUGUCGCGCUUCGCACCUUACGCACGCAGCACGGCAUCGGUAUUUUUGCGAGUGGCAUGGCCGUCCACAAUCUACGAGAGCUUUUCCUGUACUUGGACAUCGAAUCUGCCGCAGGACAAAAUUCAUCUCCAAGCCGCGACAAGGGCGUGUAUGCGUCUUACGCAAAGAGCUUCGCGGAAGCACUCGGAAAUGCGGUUGGCGCGGAGCCCAAGGCCAAGCAAGCGCAAGUAGGCAAUGAGGCGGCGAGGGACGUAGACGAAGAUAGUAGAUGGCAGGCGGCGAAAGAUUUGUUGAACAGAAGCGACUACAAGAAGGCCCACCCUACGGCUGAACAUCUUUUGCCCGUAUUUGUCGCGCUCGGUGCAGUGAAAUCACACGAAAGAUUCGCACAAACUUUUAAAUUACCCGAAGGGUCGAUGGCUUGGUGA
This is a messenger RNA of Tilletiaria anomala UBC 951, 1038 nucleotides long. RefSeq names its product LigB subunit of an aromatic-ring-opening dioxygenase LigAB. The record is from RefSeq and is a predicted model, not a curated record. Gene Ontology annotation, molecular function: oxidoreductase activity, acting on single donors with incorporation of molecular oxygen; ferrous iron binding; zinc ion binding. The transcript is spliced from 4 exons. The coding region runs from base 1 to 1038 and encodes 345 amino acids. Lineage: Eukaryota; Fungi; Basidiomycota; Exobasidiomycetes; Georgefischeriales; Tilletiariaceae.